UGUCCAUGCAUCACAUUGCCCAGUUUUCCAUGUCACAGUGCAACCCCCACUAGGUCCUCUGUCACCCUUCCUGGACCUGUAUUCCGACACCCCUAUCCACUCACCCACCCACCCCGGAGUCUUUGACUUUGGUGCAAUACGCCAAUUCCGGUUCAGGUUCGCAAGCAGUCGUGCACCGGAUCCUGAUAGCCGGUUGUCCGACCGCAGGCGGAGCGGCGAGGUCACGACUCUGCUGCAGGCGGCUGGGCGCUGCUGGCCCCCGGGUCGCUGCUCUCCGCCCGCGGUGUGCGGCUCUGCAGACAGGAAACCUCUCUCCCGGGGCGGCCUCCCCCCGUGGCAAUGCUCUCAACCUCCAUGUAAAGAACAAAGGAAGAAGAAUUCCUCUGUGUGGAAAAUGACCCUUUCAAAUGUCAAGUCCAUCACUUGGGCGUAUUCUCUGACAACAUUCGGGACGGAAAUGCUGAAUUCUGUCUUCAGGUUCUACUACGUGAAGCUAUUUUUACAUCUGUAUAAGAUUUCACAAGUGGCUUUUCACCAAGCCCAGAUAAUUCUGCUGAUCUGGAAUGCUCUCAAUGACCUGACUGGGUAUUUUCACAACAACCCUAAGACUGACUGCUGCGGCCACCGCCACAGUUCAGUUCUGUACAGCGCCCCUUUCUACGCCCUCGCGUUCCUGCUCCCCUGGUUCCCCUGGAAAUCCUAUCAGGCAGGCGACUGGCUGAGCGGCCUUCACCUGGUGGUCUCCCUGUGCGCUUUUGAGAGCGCGCUGACUUUCAUUCAGCAGGCCCGGUGUGUGCCCUUGGCAGAGAUUUUCAACCAGCACGAAAGUCGCUUGCCUUUUAUCAAAAUCAACCAAGUGGCCUCACUGGUGGGCUCCAGCGGCAUCCUCUUUUGUGACUUGGUCUCUGACAACAUGGAGAAUCUGCCCCGUUUCCAGGCCAGCGCUGUGGUCAUUGCUACGCUCGCCGCUGCCAGCCUUUCCAUGGGCACCUGCUACCUGCGUCGUCUCCAGCCCCCGAGAAGCCCCGAGGACAGCGUUUGGCCAGGAGAGCAGGAUCUUCCCUGGACCUCUGUCCUCUCACUGAUGAGCCAGAUCCUGACCCAGAGAAACUUCCGUCUCUUCCUGAUUAUGAAUUUCUUCCAAGUCUUCCAUUUAACCCUUGUCAGCAACUUCAUGAUGAUCUUCGCAGAUCACCUUGUCCCCAGAGAUGUUCUUCCUUCUCCCAUCAGGAGCAUCAUGUAUGGGGCAGGCUUUCUGUGCCCACAGUGCCUUGUACUUGUCCAUCAGUCCUGGCUGAAGAAAUUUGGUUACUAUAAACUCAUCUUGAUUUCUUUCUACCUAGAAGGAACAGCCUCCAUUGUCAUGUUACUUCUCGGACAACAACGCUAUUAUCUCUUGGCUCUGUAUCUCAUCAUUAUCAUGGUGACCAUGCAGGCUUCUUUGUGCUUGUUUCACCUGCCGCUGGCUGACGUGGUCGACGCAGACUUGCUCAAGUUCAGUCGGCAGUGGCCCCUGUCCUCAAUGGUCUUUGGCAUCAAUGCUCUGUUUACCAAGCCUGCUCAGGCUCUGGCUCCUAUGGUGACAGUCUCCCUGCUCGCCCAGUAUGGAUAUGGAAGCCCAAACAAAAGUUCAAUUUCAGCUCUUCACGAGGCCAUGUUCAAUUUGAUCUGCCUGGUCCCAUUGGGCAUUGCGGCGAUCCAGAUUCUGGUUUGGAGCCCAUUCUCGAUGAAGAGCAAGACAGAAUACCCGGGGGCUUUUUAAGACCAGCACUGGCAUUGCAGGAGGCAAACGAAAUAGGUUGUUUUCUUGUUCGUAUAUAGAAUUUAUAUCGGAAGGCACCUCUAAUUUAUUAGAAAUAAAACAGCCAAAAAUUUCA
This is a messenger RNA of Erinaceus europaeus (western European hedgehog), 1877 nucleotides long. RefSeq names its product transmembrane protein 180. Bases 395 to 1762 code for a protein of 455 amino acids. Lineage: Eukaryota; Metazoa; Chordata; Mammalia; Eulipotyphla; Erinaceidae. The record is from RefSeq and is a predicted model, not a curated record. The transcript has 7 exons.